Molecule: messenger RNA, 2579 nt
Organism: Lasiosphaeria miniovina
Lineage: Eukaryota; Fungi; Ascomycota; Sordariomycetes; Sordariales; Lasiosphaeriaceae
Product: fungal-specific transcription factor domain-containing protein
Exons: 5
Coding region: 431-2452 (673 amino acids)
Biological process (GO): DNA-templated transcription; regulation of DNA-templated transcription
Cellular component (GO): nucleus
Molecular function (GO): DNA binding; DNA-binding transcription factor activity, RNA polymerase II-specific; zinc ion binding
Source: RefSeq, a predicted model, not a curated record
CCUGUAUUGUUGCCUCCAUGUAUUGCUUAUUGGCUGACUGCCGGACACGAGCAAAAACGAUAGGACAGCUCCGUGAAGGAUGAACAUCCCAUCCCCCCCCGAAGCUCACUCACUGUUUGGUCUUGUGGGGGAGUGAGGCUGCCUAGGUGUACUUGGCACGAUAUAAAUCCCGACACGAGAAGCCCUAGUCGCGGCUCAGGAGCGGGCGUGCAUCGUGUUAGUUAUCGGCCGUAGCUUAUCUGCAUUCCAUCUUCCAUCCACACGUGCUCAAUGCAGUCCCUCGUAUCUCUACUGAUCAUCUGGAGCCAGAAUCAUAUAUCCCGCCGCCUGCUUCUAGAACUACCCUCUCGAAGACCUUGGCCCACCUCGAUCAUCGUGUUUCGCAGCUCACCGUCUUUUUGCCCUUCAGAGCCCCAGGCUAGCCUAGACGAUGCCGUCGACAACGGCUGCCCCUCCCGCCGACGGAAUCAACGCCGGCUCCACAAGGGAGGGAAACAAGUCCGCAAAGUCGGGGCGCCAGAACCCCGGGCCGGCGUGCCAGCACUGUCGAAUGCGCAAGUUCCGCUGCGAUCGCCAGAGGCCAUGCGGGGGAUGCGUCGACGCAGGCCUCCGGUGCCGCUUCGACCCGACUCCGCCCCAGAAGGGGCCUAAGAAGGGCCAUCUGAAGCUCUUGAGAUCCAGGAUUGCGGCUCUCGAGCGGAAGAUGGGAGAGACGCCCGAAGAGGACCAAGACGACCAUCUCGACCCGCGCAAAAGCCCCGGGCCCAUCGAGGUGCGGCUGGACCUGGACGACGAGUCCGACUACGGGGACGGAGACGGAGACUGGGACUCGGGCCCUGCUCCGUCGCAGACACAGAUACCGACACCUGUGCGAGCAGCAGUGGCGGCCGUGUCCAGCACAGCAGUGGCGGUGACGACGUCUGCCGCUGCAACGGCCCUGGCAGCAGCAAUGUCGGACAUCGACACCAUGCUCAGUCUCCACAUCGACAUCCCCCCGUUUCAGACCUCCAUGCCCAUGAGCUCGCCCACUUCCAUAAGCUCCAUCACGCCCUCGACCAAGAACUUUCCCGGCCACCAUCCCGUCUUCCUCGGGCCGACGCCGCCUGCCGCGGCCCCGAGCAUGGCUAUACCGCCACUGAUACGCACUGACCUAGACCAGCUGUACUUCGACCGCGUGCACGUCUUCAUCCCGAUCCUGCACCGGCGGCGGUACUUUGCGCGGGGGCGGCCCGGGGCUGGCGCAUCAGCAUCCUACGCGUGCCUGCAGGCGGCGAUCCGCACCCUAGCAGCAGCACUGUCGUCACAGUUCAACCACCUUCGCCACGACCUGUACCACGACGCGCUGCGGCGGCUCAACCACCCGGCGUCGUGCGCACCCGGCGGCGGGUCCGCCGAAGACGACGAGACGCGCCGCCUCGAGUUGGCGCAGGCCUGGAUUCUCGUUGCCAUCUACGAGUUCAUGCAGGGCACCGUGCAGCGCGCCUGGACCAGCGCCGGCCUCGCCAUCCGCAUCGUCCAGCUGAUGCGCCUGCACGACGUCGACGGCGGUGCUGCUCCCGCCCACCUCGACAUGGGCGUCGACGACCCCAACGCCUUCGUCGACAGGGAGGUCAAGCGCCGCGUCUUCUGGGUCGCCUUCUGCCUCGACCGCUUCAGCUGCGUGCUGGAAAAGCUGCCGCUGACCCUCGACGAGAAAACAAUCCUCACCCGCCUGCCCUGCCCGGAACAGGCCUUCCAGAGCCAGACCCCCGUCACGAUGCCGUUCCUCUCGGACCUCGACGCGGCGCCCGACUCCAUCUCUCUGCAGUCACCAUUCGUCGACAGCAUCGUGUUCACGGCCAUCUGGGGGCGCGCGCUGUGCCACCAGCAACAGUGCGCCGCGGAAUCCGCGCGCGGCGGCCCCGCGGCCGAGGUCUGCCGGCGCCACGUGCAGCUGCACGACCUGCUGUCGUGCCGCAUGCUGCACUUUGAGCGCAGCUACACGGCCGCGUCGGUCGAGGCCGACUCGCUGCUGCUGUUCACGAGCAUGGUGGCGCAGGUGUCCGUGCUGGCGCUGGCCGACGCCGCCGACCUGAUCCCGGCCGUCGCGGCUGGGUACGCCGACGUCUUGGCGCUGGGAUAUGCGUGGCGCGGCCCUGCCGCCGCGAGAGAGAUUGCCCGCCUCGCCGAGUAUCUCCCGCAGUUUAGCCUGUUCAAGGUGCACCCCUUCACGCCCAUCCCGCUGUUCCUGUGCCGCCAGCUGCUGCUCAAGCUCGGGCCGCGCGACGGCGCGCUGGACGGCGACCUGGGCGUCAUUACCCGCACGCUGGAGGAGCUGCGUGAGGUCAAUCAGCUGUGCCAGGAGAAGAUGGACGUCGGCAUGGCGCUGGAGACUAUGUGCUAUCACCCGGGGUUCUUGGACGGCGCGGAUGGUAUGCUGAGUCCCUUUGACAAGGACAUGAUGAUGUUAUGAUGUUAUAGAUUUUACUUACUUGGGGUGGCUGGACGGGACGCCACGUGUAGAUGCACAUGGAAGCGUAGAAUAGAUAUAUACCAACCAUUACAGCUAAUGUCGGGUCCGCGCCCUUGGGUUGUAGAUC